Molecule: messenger RNA, 2205 nt
Organism: Epinephelus fuscoguttatus (brown-marbled grouper)
Lineage: Eukaryota; Metazoa; Chordata; Actinopteri; Perciformes; Serranidae
Product: regulator of G-protein signaling 21-like
Exons: 5
Coding region: 255-812 (185 amino acids)
Source: RefSeq, a predicted model, not a curated record
GCAUACAUGCACAGUGUGAGUAUGUGUUGUUUCUAACAGUGAGGUAGGAGGAGAGGAGGAACAGGAGAAGGAGGAGGAAGGGGUGCUUCCUCUUCAGUCUGGGGCUGAGCUGCUGAUGUAUCCCAGCAGCCCCGGUCCGUAGCAACAGGAAACCUUGGUAUAAAAAGCCGCGUCGUAGGGGGAACCCUCCUAAGUGUUUCUCAGCCGCAGCAUGACCAGGACCGAGAGCCUGAGAGUUUGGACCUAACAAGACAAUGCCCAGCCUAAUCAUCGAACCACUAAACACGCAAAACUUCAUCAUGGACAGAGAUGACAGGAAGAGAAACAAGAACAUCGGAAAGAACUUUAUGUGCCGACUCCAGUGCAUGUUCUCACACUCGUCAAGCUCUGAGAGGCUAAGUUUAGAAGAUACCCAACAAUGGUCACAGUCACUGGAAAGGCUUCUGGAGUCUAAAUAUGGACUGGCCACUUUUCGCAACUUUCUAAAAUCCGAAUACAGCGAUGAGAAUAUUGAGUUCUGGCUCACCUGUGAGGACUACAAGAAGAUCAAGUCUUCAUUCAGAAUGUCCUCAAGAGCCAAGAAGAUUUAUGAGCAGUUCAUUAAAGCAGAAUCUCCUAAAGAGAUCAACAUCGACUAUCACACCCGAGAGCAGAUCAAAAGGAACGUCAAGACUCCCACCAUGCACUGCUUUGACGACGCUCAGAAGAUAGUUUACGGGCUGAUGGAAAGAGACUCGUACCCGCGGUUCCUCCGCUCGGACAUUUAUAGAACUCUCCUGGAAAACCUCGCCGCCGACGCAACGAAGGGAUGAAAGCACGGUCAGGAGGGGGUGGGGGGAGAGAGAGAACGGACAUUAAACCCAUAACUGGAAUGUUUGAGCUCCUUCAGGAGGAAGGACCGAACACAAAGAAGGAAGGAGACUCAACACGGACACGUACGGAGGCCCCGCGCCUUGGCGUCGUCACUAGAUCCAGAAGCAAACUGUGCCUUAGUCCCACGUCAUGGGAGGAUCCCAACACCGAGCACAUCACACCUGAGGACUGUGUACCAAGAAGAAUAAACAGCUUUAAUGAUUAUGACCCUGUAGUGUGUGUUUGCACUUGGAUAAGUCUGUGUACGCAGGCGCAUUGAACACUUUCCACAGUGAAUCAAUCAGCGAGGCGACUGAGGCCCGCUCUGGCUGUGGAGCUGCGUAAGCAAACCAUGCAGUGGACCUCCUUUGGCCUUCUUUGCAGAGGUGUUUCCUGUGCAGAAUAAGAUAGAGGAUGUAGGAUGCAACGGUCACACUCGAUCGGCUGUGUGUGGGUGGGUGUGUGUGUGUCUCAGAGAGAGAGUGAGAGAGUGUGUUUAGUUGUAGCUUUAAACUGCCACUGACACGGAAUAAGCUGUCGCAAAAAGAGUUGGCCAAUUAUCUAAUGACAGCUCUAAGGAAGACAACAAAUCUAUAGCGAACAGACUCAGUAGUGAUAUGUCAUCCUUAGUAAAGGGUUGCAGAAGGCCACUUAGCUCUGCAAGAGGUGUUCAUGUACACUUUAAAAAGGAGAUUUUUCUCCUUUUUUUUUUUAGAUUGGAGCGAUAUGGGGUUUUAAAAACUGAUACUGCUAUUUUUUUUUUUUUUUUAGAUUUAAGCUGCCAAUGGUUGAUAUUUUGUGCAAAUAUUUAAUAUAAUUUUCAAGCUAAAAAACUAAGUAAAAAUAGCUGGCAUAUUUGUCGCAGUAAAAACCCAGGUUAAAUAUAUUUUAUAGGAUAAAAAAACAUUAUCCAGCACAGUUUUUUGUGUUGAAUCUGAACCAGAUUCUGCACUUCUAAAAAGUUCCCUUUUUUAUGGCCAGUGGCAUCUAAUUUAAUUCCUCAGCACACGACUACUGGCCGUGAUCUUAAAAUUCUUAAAGCACUGAAGUGUCAAGAGUUGUGAUUUUUAAUGUAAUAAACUAUUUGAGUGGAAUUAUUAUAGAGAUAGGAUGUUUCACCUUGCAUGAUAGGCUGUUAAAACUCCUUGUAUACCCUGAGAAUAUGCCUUAUUAUUGCUUUCAGAAGCAUGUUGUUUAAAUGUAUUCAUAGGGGUUAAUAGUUAAGUUAACUUAAAAGUAAAACAAUGGAUUAUUUAUUGUUGUUUUGUCACCAUUUGAGUACAACCUUGUUGCAGUGUUGGAGUGCUUGUUAAAAUGUUAGUGAUUUGAAUGACAUUAAAUUAUUUAAAUUGC